This is a messenger RNA of Paracoccidioides lutzii Pb01, 399 nucleotides long. RefSeq lists its product as hypothetical. The transcript has 2 exons. Bases 1 to 399 code for a protein of 132 amino acids. The record is from RefSeq and is a predicted model, not a curated record.
AUGGCUGUAGCAGGAGCCAAAGAAACACAGCAAGUGAAAAUCGUGACCACGGAUAAGGUGAGUCGUCUGUUCUACGGUGCCACACCUUACAAGGAGUUUAAAAUUCUUUCAUCCCUCAUACACAUAUAUCUACGAAUACGUGCGCUGAGAGUAAGAAAAUGUUCCUCAUCUGCCCAGCAGCAGAUGGGUGAUAAACUCCACAUCAUAUCUGCUGCGAAAGCUGGGUCGACUCCUAUCAUUAGAAUCCCAUCUAAACAAAACCCUUCUCCAACUCCUCCAACGGGGGAGGGAUAUUGCAAAUAUGCAAACUACGAAAACAUCCUGGAGCAGUCGAUACACAGAGGACGUCCAAAGAGGCGGGCGGGCGGACCUCCCACCAGAGCUGCCAAGAAAAAUUAG